UGAAGGUUUACAAUUAUUUGGGUUCUAUAGGUUUUAGAUAUUUUAAGAGUAGAAAUUAUAAAAUACUCAAAAAUUAGGUACUUAAAUAUUAAAAAAAUCAGUCUUAAUUUUUCACAUAGAACAAAUUAUACUCAUUGCAGUACUGGAACGAACAAAAUCAUGGAUUCAAGUAUUUCUUCAGAACUCUAGGGUCGCUUAAUCUCUUCGGCUGCUGAUCAAAGAGCUCAGGACAGUUAAACAAGGGAGACUGUUGGUAGCCCAAAUACUAGCUUAAAGCCAACAAAAAUAGACAUAUUACCUUUAAAGUCAUACUACUGAUGUUCUGCUUCUUGCUGGUCUGUUCAAGUUUGUACUGCUAUGAAACUGGAUGCUCCACAAAUAAGACAACAGCUGCAUAUGUGAUGCUUUUUGCAGCAAAGAAAAUGCAUAAGGAAACUUUUGAUGCCAAUCUAAAUCUCAAGGAUCCCCCCUUUCCUCCAGGCCCCUUCCACAUUCUACCUACCCCAUUAAACCCCACUUUCCCAAUCCUCUUCCCAAAACGCCCCUACCUCUCAGUCAGCGCUCCCCCACAGACCUCUCCCAGUCCUUCAGAGCCAAGCUUCUUCACUGACUUCUGGUCGUUCUUAAAAUAA
Molecule: messenger RNA, 632 nt
Organism: Moneuplotes crassus
Lineage: Eukaryota; Ciliophora; Spirotrichea; Euplotida; Euplotidae
Source: the annotation of a GenBank genome assembly